This is a messenger RNA of Nannospalax galili (Upper Galilee mountains blind mole rat), 8939 nucleotides long. RefSeq names its product zinc finger FYVE-type containing 9 (gene Zfyve9). Gene Ontology annotation, biological process: endosomal transport. The transcript is spliced from 19 exons. The record is from RefSeq and is a predicted model, not a curated record. Lineage: Eukaryota; Metazoa; Chordata; Mammalia; Rodentia; Spalacidae. Bases 405 to 4676 code for a protein of 1423 amino acids. Gene Ontology annotation, cellular component: early endosome membrane. Gene Ontology annotation, molecular function: metal ion binding.
CCUCGGAGGCUUCGCAGAGGCUCUCCGCCUGCUGCGCCUCGUUCGUCCCGCCACAGCCUGCGCCCCCGGCCGGGCUCGGCGGCGCUCCCCGGGACCCUCCUGGUUGCGGCGGCUCGGGAGCCUAUGCUGCUGGCCCGGCGCUGGGCCUCAGCCGCCGCCGCAGCCACAGCAGCCCUCCGGGAGUGCGAGGCUUGGUGCCUCUGAGGACGAGAUUUCGGCUGAGGGACGACCCCCGGCCAUGGUGAGGCGGCGGCCGCAGCUCGAGGAUCAAACAGAGCAUACUGAAUCAGCAGGAUCAGUUGAUGGUGCAGCAAGCAUCAUGAAUAAGCACAGAGAAGGUUGUUUAUCAUGUGUGUAAGGAGGAAAAGGUUUAAACAAGUCUCUUAAGCAGUGUUUUCUCACUGAUGGAGAAUUAUUUCCAAGCAGAAGCUUACAACCUGGACAAGGUAUUAGAUGAAUUUGAACAAAACGAAGAUGAAGCAGUUUCUCCUACUUUAUUGGAUACAAAGUGGAAUAAAAUUCUAGAUCCUUCUUCUCACCGACUGUCAUUUAACCCUGCAUUGACCAGUGUGAAUGAACCUGCAGUUUCUAAUGAACCAGGACCACAACUGAAAGUCUUUUCUCUGGCUUGUUCAGCUCCCCUGACGAGGGAGCGAGAAGACUGUCCUGAUAACCAACAGGACUGUGAUUUAAAUCCAGAGAUUGCCACGAUGUGGAUUGAUGAAAAUGCUGUUGCAGAAGACCAGCUUAUUAAGAGAAACUAUAAUCGGGAUGAUCAGUUUAGUGCUGUUGAAGUGGGAGAGGAGAAAUGUGGAAGCCUACCUUGUCUGCCAGAUGAGAAGAAUGUUCUUGUUGUAGCUGUCAUGCAUAACUGUGAUAAAAGGACAUUACAAAGUGAUUUGCAGGACUGUAAUAAUUACAAUAGUCAGCCCCUCAUGGAUUCUUUUAGCUGUUCACUGGAUAAUGAAAAUAGACAAAUUGAUCAAUUUAGUGUCAGUAUGAAUGGGUCCACUGAAAAAAGUAUGAACUCAGAAAAACAAAUGGAUGCUUUGAAUAGACCAAAACCAGAGGGGGAUUCUGUUAAUCAUCUAUGUACUGCUUCAUCUAAUAGUGUAGCCAGUGUCUGUUCCCCUUUACAAUUAAAGGAUGAUGAAAAUAUAGCUCAAGACCUCUCCGUGUCUGCAAUUACAAGUUUAACAGUUAGUCCAGUAAUCUCAUCCCAGGGAACAGAUGGAGGAUAUGUCAUUAAAAAGCAAGAGAAUUACUUACCAGAUGAGGACCUCACUGGCAAAAACACCUCUCCUAGGACAGACCUAGGGAGCCCUAGCUCCUUUCCUCACUCAGGUGAGGAGAUCUUGACAAAAAAGGAGCCAGCAGAAGAGAGAACAACAGAGGAAUCCCUCCCAUCUGGUUUAUCUUUGAGUCUCAAACCAGACAUACCUGAUGGGUCUGGAAGGGAUAAAUGUGAACAGUCUUCAGAUUGCCUUGUGUCUAAUGAAGUUAGGGCUGAUGAAGAUGAAGGUUAUGGGCAGGAAGAAAUUUUUGGCACUACAGAAUUUCUUAAUGUGACAGAGCAUUUCUCUGACUCUCAGGUGACUCAUUGGAAAUUGACAAAGUUAAAUGAGAUAAAUGAUAGCCAAAUAAAUGAAGAGAAUCAGAAGGCUUUACAAAUGAGCCAGCCUGAGAACACAGAUGGCAAUAGUGGAGGAGAAUAUGUUGGAAUGGCGGGUGCAGGUCUGGAUUCCAAAGGAACUUGCAUGAGUGAAAGUGAAGGGUGUGACUUCUACAUUGUUAAUGACACACCAGCAGCAAAUUCUCUGUCUAAUGGUUAUGAUUCCUGUGGAAUGCAGAGCCCAGUUGUUUCUUUUGUUCCAAAGACUCUACCCUCCAAAGAAGAUUCAGUAACAGAAGAAAAGGAAAUAGAGGAGAGCAAGUCAGAAUGCUACUCAAAUACUUAUGAACAGAGAGGAAAUGAGGCCACAGAAGGGAGCGGACUACUUUUAAACAGCACUGGAGACCUAAUGAAGAAAAAUUAUUUACCUAAUUUCUGUAGUCAAGUCCCUUCAGUGCUUGGUCAAUCUUCCCCCAAGAUAGUAGCGAACCUACAAUCUAUCAGUGUUCCUUUUGGUGGUGCAAGACCCAAGCAACCGUCUAAUCUUAAACUUCAGAUUCCAAAGCCAUUAUCAGACCACUUACAAAAUGACUUUCUUGCAAACAAUGGAAAUAAUAUUAAAAAUAAAAAUGAUAUUCUUGGGAAAGCAAAAUUGGGGGAAAACUCAGCAACCAAUGCAUGCAGUCCGUCUUUAGGAAACGUCUCUGUGGCUGAUGCACAUGGGGAACGUUUAGAAAGUUAUGAGGCUGAGAUCUCCAGUAGACCAUGCAUUGCAUUAGCUCCAGAUAGUCCAGAUAAUGAUCUCAGAGCUGGUCAGUUUGGAAUAUCUGCCAGAAAGCCAUUUACCACCCUGGGCGAGGUGGCACCAGUAUGGGUACCAGAUUCCCAGGCUCCAAACUGCAUGAAGUGUGAAGCACGUUUUACUUUCACCAAAAGGAGGCAUCAUUGCAGAGCAUGUGGGAAGGUUUUUUGUGCCUCCUGCUGCAGUCUAAAAUGCAAACUGUUAUACAUGGACAGAAAGGAAGCUAGAGUGUGUGUAAUCUGCCAUUCAGUGCUGAUGAAUGCUCAAGCCUGGGAGAACAUGAUGAGUGCCUCAAGCCAGAGCCCUAACCCUAACAAUCCUGCUGAAUACUGUUCUACUAUCCCUCCCUUGCAGCAAGCUCAGGCCUCAGGAGCCCUGAGCUCUCCACCUCCCACUGUGAUGGUACCUGUGGGAGUUUUAAAGCACCCUGGAACAGAAGUGGCUCAGCCCAGAGAGCAAAGGAGAGUUUGGUUUGCUGAUGGGAUCUUGCCCAAUGGAGAAGUUGCUGAUGCAGCCAAAUUAACAAUGAAUGGAACUUCCUCUGCAGGAACCCUGGCUGUGUCACAUGACCCAGUCAAACCUGUAAUGACCAGCCCUUUACCAGCUGAGGUGGAUAUUUCUCUAUUCUCUGGGAGUAUAACUCAGGCUGGAAGUCCAGUUGGAAGUGCAAUGAACCUUAUUCCUGAAGAUGGCCUUCCUCCCAUCCUCAUCUCCACUGGUGUGAAAGGAGAUUAUGCUGUGGAAGAGAAACCAUCACAGAUUUCAGUCAUGCAACAACUGGAGGAUGGUGGUCCUGAUCCACUUGUAUUUGUUUUAAAUGCAAAUUUAUUGUCAAUGGUUAAAAUUGUAAAUUAUGUAAACAGAAAGUGCUGGUGUUUCACAACCAAGGGAAUGCAUGCCGUGGGUCAAUCUGAGAUAAUCAUUUUGCUGCAGUGUCUACCAGAUGAAAAGUGUUUGCCAAAGGAUAUCUUUAAUCACUUUGUACAGCUUUAUCGGGACGCUCUGGCAGGGAAUGUUGUGGGCAACUUAGGACAUUCUUUCUUCAGUCAAAGUUUCCUCGGCAGUAAAGAACAUGGUGGAUUCUUAUAUGUGACAUCCACCUACCAGUCACUGCAAGACCUAGUACUUCCAACCCCACCUUACUUGUUUGGGAUUCUCAUCCAGAAAUGGGAAACCCCUUGGGCCAAAGUGUUUCCCAUUCGACUGAUGUUGAGACUUGGAGCUGAAUAUCGACUUUACCCCUGCCCACUGUUCAGUGUCAGAUUUCGGAAGCCAUUAUUUGGAGAGACUGGGCAUACCAUCAUGAAUCUUCUAGCAGACUUCAGAAAUUACCAGUAUACCUUGCCAGUUGUUCAAGGUUUGGUGGUUGACAUGGAAGUUCGAAAAACAAGCAUCAAAAUUCCAAGCAAUAGAUAUAACGAGAUGAUGAAAGCCAUAAACAAGUCCAAUGAACAUGUCCUGGCAGGAGGAGCCUGCUUCAAUGAGAAGGCAGACUCCCAUCUUGUCUGUGUGCAAAAUGAUGAUGGAAACUAUCAGACCCAGGCCAUCAGUAUUCACAAUCAGCCCAGGAAAGUGACUGGUGCCAGUUUCUUUGUGUUCAGCGGCGCUCUGAAGUCCUCUUCAGGAUAUCUUGCGAAGUCCAGUAUUGUGGAAGAUGGUGUGAUGGUCCAGAUCACUGCAGAGAACAUGGAUUCCUUGAGGCAGGCACUUCGAGAGAUGAAGGACUUCGCCAUCACCUGUGGGAAGGCAGAUGCUGAGGAUUCCCAGGAGCAUAUCCACAUCCAAUGGGUAGAUGACGACAAGAAUGUUAACAAGGGAGUCGUAAGUCCAAUAGAUGGGAAGUCCAUGGAGUCUAUAACAAACGUGAAGAUAUUCCAUGGAUCAGAAUAUAAAGCAAAUGGAAAAGUCAUCAGAUGGACAGAGGUGUUUUUCCUAGAAAACGAUGACCAGCAUAAUUGCCUGAGUGACCCUGCAGAUCACAGCAGACUGACAGAGCAUGUUGCCAAGGCGUUUUGCCUUGCUCUCUGUCCUCACCUGAAGCUGCUAAAGGAGGACGGGACAACUAAACUGGGACUGCGUGUGACACUGGACUCAGAUCAGGUUGGCUAUCAAGCAGGGAGCAAUGGCCAGCCUCUCCCCUCGCAGUACAUGAAAGAUCUGGACAGCGCCCUGGUGCCCGUGAUCCAUGGAGGGGCCUGCCAGCUCAGUGAGGGCCCUGUCGUCAUGGAGCUCAUCUUUUACAUUCUGGAGAACAUCGCAUAGAUGAAGACUGCAUUUUUUUCUGUUUUGACCUGUGGCAACUGCCAGCAGUCAUAUCUAAAUCAUUUGCACUUUAAAACUGGAAGACUAAGCUUUUGUUAACACUACCAGUGGGAAGGGGGCAGGGUGGGAUUAAGGGUUUAGGGGAAAUGGGGUGGGAAGGGUGGUUGGGGGGACAGAAGUUCCAUAAUUCUAAGUCUUCUAUGCAUUGUCCACCAAGAAGACCUGGGCAGCUUCUUACUGCACAACAGUUAUGCCAUCUUUGCAGCUAAUCCCCCUCUGUUACUGUCUUUUAAGAUUACUUACAGUCAUGUGCUCAGAAAUGCUUACAUGAGUGCAACCAUCACCACCUCAGGGUGGGAGGGCAGAAGGGAAAUAAACAAUGAAGCAUCACCUUUGCACUUCUCGUACAGGAUUGGCAUGAAAAGAAGAAUCCCAUACUGAUCUAGGCCAGGUUAUAUCCUAGCUGCUUGUCAAGGAGAAUCCUAUUUUGUUUAUUGUUUUUUCAGAUUACUCAUUGAAACGAAUCAAAAGAAAGGGGUAACAACGUAAACCAGGUCAUUUGGAAAGCAGAGUGCAGAAUCACUCAAUAUCUGCCCAAGUGAAUGGCAGUUAAUAAUGGAGACUUUCGUGACACCUGACAGAGACUCAAGGGAUUUUUACUUACUAUAGGCUAGAAAUAUUUUUGAACAUUUUAUUGAGAAAUCAUUUAAACUUCCAGGAAAGUUUCAAAUACAAAACAAACAAAAAAACUAACUCACAUCCUCUUAGCCCAGCCUCAUGUACUGUUCACACAGUAACAUUUGGCUGCAUUUGACUUGUAUUUCUUCUCCCUCCCCAUAAAAUUAAAGCAUUUCAGAUUGAGGUGCGUACCACAGAGCCCAUUACUCCUUCAUAGGAAAUGCCUAUGUCCCAAAGGUCACAUUGACAUGAUGCUUUAAUGUCAUGCCUGCCCAGUAAUAUCCUUUGGGAGCUGUCUCCCUCCAGUGACCCUUCCAGCCUAGGCUCAGACACCACAUGUACCUCUCAUGACUAGCCUGUAUCUGUUUGUGACAUAGAUCAUUUUUUUGAAUAUAGGCCCUCACAUCCUUUUUUUUUUUUUUUCUUUUCUUUUUAGCAGAAAAUACCUCAUUUACAUUAUCUUCUCACAAUAAGAAUCAGUUUAUGCCUCUUUGGCCAGAAUCAUUUGAUGACCAUCUGCCUCUCAGUGAUGGUGAUAGAUCUGAUCACUUGAUCAAGACAUCUAGUUUUGCACUAUAUCUUUUCCUCUUUAAAGUAAUAAUAUAUUUAGAGGCACUUUCAGACUAUGCAAAUAUCUUGCUCAUCAAAAUGUCUCCUUAGAUUUAGCACCACCGAUGUCUCUUACCUGUAAUGAUCUUUUACUAAGACAGCUGCAAAACGGUUUUCUAACUCCAGCACACUCCCUUCUUUACUAGCUGGACUUGAUAAUCUAUAAACAGACGCCCUUCCUUCAUCCCUAUGUAUUCAUUUAAUUUUCAUGUUGGUCUGUGGAAUGUCUAUUUAGUGAUUCUAACUUUUGUUUUGGUGUUCAAAUGGUCUCAACUUUGACUAAGUGGAGCACCUUCAGGCCAGCUCCUGCACCUUGUGACAUACUGUAUUUUUCACACUUCUAGGUUAACAAGAUGCUCCAUGCUAAUCUUGUAUUUACUCUGCCCUAAGCUUAAAAUCAGCCUUAUCUUCAACCAAUCCUGUUACUUUUAAUGGGUGUAGUACUAAAAACUAAGAUCUGGUUCAUCCAGACUAAAUGUGAUAUACUCUGAUUCUAUCCUGAAAUUUAUUUUAUCUUGAUCAUAGACCAAAUGAAUUUCUCCAUUUAGUUUGAAAAAUACUGCUCUACUCUAGGGGAACCGACUCCAGUGUCCCUGGCAUCUUUUAAAAGUCCAGUCCAUACAGGAUUUAGUCCCUCUAUUUCAGAAGUAGAGUGCAGAGGGCCGGGCAUAGUGGUACAGGUCUUUAAACCCAGCAGUUGGGAGGCAAAGGCAGGUAGAGCUCUUUGAGAUGAGGCCAGCUUGGUCUACAUAGCAAGUUCCAGGCCAGCUAAGCUGGGGCUACAGAGAGACCCAGUCUCAAAACACCAAAAAUAAGAGUACCCACAAAGCCUUGAGUGAGUUCAGUGCAGGCUCUGGGACAGUAAGGUGUUCCCCACUGGCUAGUGCUGGACCUGGGAUUUGCCUAGAGACCUGUCUGGGACAAGAGCUAUUUUUCCAAAGAUCCAGCCUAGAAAAGUACAGCUGACUAGGUUCAUCCUCUCUGUUGGGCGAGGAUUACACUUAUAUGUCUGUCUUUUCAAAGGCUUUGCUGAUGGAAGCUACAGAGAACUUUGAUUGGACCUUUCUCUUAGACUUGGGUACAGAGUCUCAGAAAUGCCCCUUAGCCCACACAGCACUAACUAGGACCAUCACUGCACUGCGACUGCUACAGGAAGCACCUUCCAAAAGAGGCAGAUUUGCUGUUAACUGAGUUUGGUCUAAAUAAACCUCAAAAGGCAAGCUGUUUUCCUCUAGGAUUGCCUUCCCACACAGCUAACUCCACCUUGUCACUGUAUGUUUAUCUUCUAGACCAGUGCAGGCUUUUGAAUUUUCUCACUAAGGACAAACUCUGGCCCUGUACAGACAGGUCCAUUCUUAACUCAUAAAAUGUCCUUUAUGUGUAAUAAAAUCAUCUUGGGAAAUUGAGCAUAACCCUCCAAGGAUAUUUCAUGUUUUCUUCUUUUGUUUUAUAUAAUGUGUAUUGUAAUUUACAAAGUGAAAUGCUUAAGUGUCACAUUCCUAAUUAGGCAUUUUUUUCUAGAUUUAAACUUAAAAGCUUUAGAGCUUCUAAACUGAAGAACAGAAUUGUCAUUCUGGUAAUUUACUAAAUUUUUAAAAUUUGGUGUAUGCUUACCAAAUGGCAGAUACUGCAUUUUUGGUUUUGAGGGCUGGUGAGACAGGGUCUCUUGGAGCCUGAUCCUCCUGCCUCCACCUCCCAAGUGCUGGGAUUACAGGGAUAAUCCACUACACCUGGUACUCUUCAUUUAUUAACACUUUCUGAACACCCGAGUUCAAGGUGGUAGCAACAUGGGAUGGUCAGUAAAUUCCCAUUUCCUGCCUUCCCCUCUCCACACUGGGGCCUGCUGGUAGGCCCCAGAUUUCCAACUAAAGCUUCUCUAUCUGAAGAUAAUUUAUGCAUUUAAUGUAUUUCCACAAACAAUCUGCUCAACAUUGUUUCUAGGAUUAACAAACUCGUGACAAUAGUUUUAACAAUGCUAUAUUUUAAAUAGUGGUAAUGGGAUUCUUAGGGGUCAUACACACAAGACUAGGGAACAGAGCAGGACUGAUGAUAUUCAUCUUAACAGGUCAGGCAGCUGAGGCCCAGAGAGGGGAAGAACCCAUUUGACCCAUAAUAGAUCCGAGCUAGACCAGAUACAUGCUUCUGCCAGUCUUGUGCCGUGAUUUGUUUCAAACUCAAAACAGUUGACCUCACUUAAGGGACAAGGUCUUUUAAGGGAUGCCAGAAAUAUUUAGAAAACAAAUCUUAAGAACUUGGAGAGCAACCAUACAGGUUUUAAGAGUGGUGCUACAUGAAAGGAAAAGUCACAAAGCUUUGCCUUUCGUGAACAAAACUUCCUGAUUCUAAAAGAAAUUCCUCAAGGCUGGGAGAUGGCUCAGCCAUCUUGGCUGCUCUUCCAGAGGACCUGAGUUCAGUUCCCAGCACCCACAAUGGGCUGCUCACAACUGCCUCUUAACUCUAGCUCCAGGGGUUCCGAUUCCCCUCUGGCUUCCUGAGGGCACCUACGCACACGUGCAGACACAAGUACACAUAAUUUUUAAAAAUAAUCUUUAAAUUUCUCCCAUAUUUUAUUCAGUUCAGUAAUUCAGAACAUGCAAAUUGCACUAGAUCAGAAAGUACAAAAUUUGAAAAUGACCCCUGCAUAAUUAGUUUGGAUAUUGUGGUUGGACAAGAUGAGGACCUAUGUAGGCCCUUCCCCCACCCAUGCAUUUCUUGGCUACAACAAAGACCUUUUAAGAACCUCAGUGCAGUGGGUGGCUUUGUCAAGCCUCCCUCUGCCUUGUUUUUCAGUAAGCAGAACAAUAAAGCCAUCUGAAACGGAAGGGGUUGCAAAGGGAAAUUCUGGAAGCCAUAGAAAAUAAGGACAUUUCCAGCAGAGGGAUGAAAUGAAAAAUGCCUGGGGCUAAUUGAAAGGAUAACCUGUGAUGCUUCACCUUAGCUAGCACUGGGUUGGAUGCAAACUCUUAAGGAAAACCA